Vitrella brassicaformis is the source of this 4263-nucleotide messenger RNA. The record is from the annotation of a GenBank genome assembly. NCBI's taxonomy places the organism in Eukaryota, Vitrellaceae.
CAGUCAUCCUCCUGCUAGUCCAUGCGUCCCCCCGUCCCCCUCGAUAGACGCGCAGCCGAAUAAGCUCCCCAUCCACCGACCCACCCAACCAAACCCGUGCAUUGCACCCAAUCAUCCAUCCAUCCAUCUAUCGACAAAGCUAUUCCCUCCCUCCCUCCCUCCCUCGCUGCCUGUCUGUCUGCUCAGACUGCCCCUCACCUCACUCAUUUGCCCUUGGGUUUGGGCUGCUUGACUACCCACUUGUCCAGCGACGCCUGCUUCCCGCGGCCACCCCUACGCCAACCCCUGCCCCCACCGCCAGCCUGCCGGCUACUGCCCACACCAGGGCCAUGUGUGAGCUUCGCCCCACAUUCUGCCCCGAAUCCCCCCGAUGCUGCUGCUGCUGCCGGUGCAGCAGCUUGCCCGUCCUGCUGCUGUGAUGGUGACUCGUCGGACGGUAGCUGGAAUGCCGCAGCAGAUCCGGGGCCAAAGGAUGGCGUGAAUCCUGGCAGUGCUGCAGCUGCGGGUGACACGGACAUUUCGGAAUCGGUGAUGGGCGAGGAGUCGGGGUGGUGUGCUGGCGGGGGCUGGGAGGGGGUCUCGUCGGUGUUCUGCAUCGGGUGGUCGUUCGGCUGCUGCUGCUGCUGCUGCUGCUUUUCACGCGGCUCGGUGGUGGUGCUGUCCCCCGACUCCUCCUUUUCGACCUGCAGUGGCACCACAAUCACACACACAAGGAGAGGCAGAUGAGUCCAUGGCCCAGUGGGCGCCCGCCCGCCUGCCCCAUGACCGGCCUACCGGUUUCUUUGGCUUGGCCCUGCAGGCCCCCUGGUAGGCCACGUCGGUCAGGCUCAUGUUCUCGAGCUUAAGGUACACCUCGGGCGGCACCUCGUCCGCACGCCCCGCACCCGCCGGCUCCUCCUGUCCGUCGUUCUGCGACGUCGGCUGGCUGAAGUCCAUAAAAUGCUUCUCCAUGUCACCAAACGCCACACCAUGGGCGAGGACGCUGCGGCGCUUCUUGGAACGCCGAGCUGCCGGGGAGCCGUCGGGCGAGCGGACGGCAGCGUGCGGGCUCGGCGACUUGGGAAUGCCGGGUGACACGGGUGCGGGUGCGGGUGGCGGGGAGAGGAAGGGGUGGUUGAGGACGCCAUCGAUCUUGAGGCGCUGACAGGAAGGAGAGGAGGGAGAGCGAAAGGAGGCAUUUCUCGUGUGGGAGGGGUCUGUGUGUGUGUAUGUGUAUGUGUAUGUGUGUGGUUUCUAUGCCCACCCUCUCAUGGUUGGUCUGCAGCAGGGAGGUCACGAGAUUCUUGGCUGGCACGACAACAACAAGGAAAUGUGCAUCCGUCUGGCACGUGUGUGUGUGUGUGUGUGUGUGUGUGCCCGCCCUACCCUGGGCCGAUAUGUGCUGCCAUUGUGCGUGUGCCAGUGAGUAGGCGCCCGCGCAGAUCUGCUGCUUGAGCAUGUCGUCAUCGAACGGAGACGUGGCACUCAACCUGCACACACAUCACACACAGACGUACACGAGACCCAUUGAGGCAGACCUUCACACACGAGUCCGUCAGACAGGCAUGCAGACAGACAUACAUGACGUAUAGGAUGACCCCGAGGCUCCAGAGGUCCACUUCCUUGCCAUACCCCGCCGCACGGCCAUCCUGCGUCCCAAACACCUCGGGCGCUGACAACACGACAACACACACAUGCAUCCAUCAAAUGUCGCUGCGCCUGCUGCCCGUCGACCGCCACACAUACGUACCGGUGUAUUGGGGCGUGCCGCAGAAUGUGCGCAUCACAGACUUCUCGCGUGAGUAUCUGAAUGAACACAGCAGCGGGCGAAACAGGUCUCCGUGUGUGUGUUGUCCGUGGUGCGGUUGUCGGGUCUCUUGGUGGCCCACUGACUUUGCGAGCCCGAAGUCGGUGAGUUUGCAUCUGCCGUCGAGGCUCUUCUCCGUCAUGAGUAUGUUCUCAGGCUGUGUGCAGAGAGAGAGAAGCGAGAUGAAUGAAUGGAUGUGUGUGUGCGUGUUUGUGCUGGUGGGUGCCACAGUUGCCUUGAGGUCCUGACAGAGGAAGAGAGAUCAAUGGGAGACACAGACGUCAUGAGACAUGUGUGUCUAUAUCGUGGGUGUCAUUGCGCGUGUCUGUCUGUCUGUCUGUCUGGCAGGCUCACUCACUCACCCGGUGGACGAUGUUGUUGCGAUGGAGGUAGGCCAGGCCCUCACAGAUCUCCCGAAACAUCCGCUGAGUGGUCUCCUCCUUCACAUGAGACACAACACAUUCAGACAUCCAUCCAUCCAUCCAUGUGCGUGUCCGUGAGCUGGUGUGACAUAUGUACCGGUAUCGGGCCGUGGUCCAGUAUGAAAUCCAGAAGAUCGCCACCAGGAGCUCUAGCAAAGGAGAGAGGACGGCACACAGGCAUGGGUGGCUUCAUUGUGGGUGGAUGGCAUUCAUUGUCUGAGAGUGGGCGUGGCGUACAGUUCGAAGACGAGGUAGAGGUAACGGUCGUCGGUGUAGUGUUUGUGCAGCUGGAUGAUGUUCUCGUGGUGCAGGUUCUCCAAUACCUGCAGCCAUCACACCCAUCCAUCCAUCCAUCCAUGGAUGGAUUUCGUAUGUGUCAGUGUCAUCGCGCGCGCGCGUGUGUGUGUGCGUGUGUGCGUGUGGAGGGUUGCCCACUUGGAGCUCCGUGAACUGGUCGAGGUUGCUCUUCUGCUUGUUCUUGAACUGCACAAACUUGCACAUGUCGAUCUGCUUGAUCGCAACACUGAUAGAUCCACACAAUACACAACAAACGGCACACACCACACCCAUCAGUUACCCUCCUUCCCCCUUCUGUGUCGAUUUCAUUUGGUGUUACGGCGUGUCGGUGGCCCGCUCGAUGGCAAAUUUGACAGUGCUGAAGUGACCGCUGGAUGACAGCACAUAAGACAUGUGUUUCCUCCUUCCAUUAUCGUCUUGACCGCAUCCGCCGCCUACCUGCCCAGCUCUUCGCCGAUGGCGUAGUCCUCGUGAAUCGAUCCCUGCCAACACGCAAAACACACACACACACACACACACACAUGGACAACCAACUCUCAUUCGUUGGACUGACUGAGAGACAUCAAGCGUACUUACUGGUUUUGGCUCCUCUGCCGGCGUGACCUCCAUGAAGCAAAACACAGGGGCCCCUGCAGACACACAACACCACACCACACAACAACACACGCAUGCAGCUGCCUGGCUGGCUGAUGUGUCUGUCACUUAGAGUGAGUGUGACCAUGCACACUUACACUUGAUCUGCUGGUCGGGGUGGUUCUGAACGCUCAUGGCCUUGACCGAGUUGACGAUUAGGGAUAUCUCCGCACCGUUGGUGAGGAUCUCGCUCCCGUCGCCCCCACGGCCCUCGCCACCCGAUCCUGCCGGCAUCAGCCGCCGACCGUCUAGAACUGCACACGCAACACAACGCACACACAAAGAUGCGGGAACGCCACGCCCCAUCCAUGUGGUUGUGCGUGGUUGCCCGACUGACUGCCUCACGCGUACACGUGCCGUUUCUGCUGGAGUCCUUGAUGCGCCACACGUACUUGCCCUUGCUCAGCUUGGAACGGCUGAUUGUGCAGUGCUUGCCUGUGUGAACAUCACAUAAGUAUCGUGUAUAUGGAUUGGAUGAGGGUGUGGUGUAGGUACUGUAUCCAUGUGUGCUCUAUCAGCCCAUGCCUGAUAUCUUGUCGUGCGCAAUCUGGCAGUCGGCGUAGGGCGACCUGCCGAUGACGACCUUCUCAGGGUCCUUCUGCCGGAGGUAGAUGGUAGGAAACAGCGGAUUCAGCGAUAUCUGCACACGCAUAAAGGCCAACAUGGCAUGCACGUGAACAGGAGAUCCAUCCAAUGAGAACCUUUCUCGUCGGCAGCGUACAUACCAGUUUGGCGAUGAUGGGGUCGUCUAUGAACUGCAUCCCCUGAUCCUGCGUGUCAUUCGGCUGUGUCUGGGUCGCCACACACCCACCAACACCGAUAUCUCCUCCUCCUCCAGCAGCAGCAGCAGCCGGGACAUCCUGCUCUGCGCCCGCGGCACUCCCGCCGUCUAUUGCAGCUGCAUCGGGCAUCACCUGGUCGUCCGCCGAAGGUCCGCAUGGCAACCGCGAUGGGUAGAGCUCCGAUUUGAUGCCAUCAACCGUACGCUUCGACAUCGGCAACCGUAUUAACUAUGGAUGUAACGCGACCAGGGGAUGAUUGCUUUCGCAACUGCUUCCAGCCUGCCUGGCGGCGGUCUUGCUCGAAGCUGGACAACCAACUAGAAUAAAAAUUGCGGGUGGAAAG